CGCAGUCACACUGCUUAAUACGCAAAACAAUAACAAACAAAAAAAUUACAAAAAACAUAAACAUAAACAAACACAAGCACAGGGAGCGAGCGAAUCGAAUCGAAGCGAAACGACGACGACGCCAUGGGUUUUCCGCGCAUCCUCAGCAAGAACAACAAGAUCUACACGAAGCUGGGCGAGUUCUGUUUGUCGGGGGACAGCUUCUGGAUCGUUUGCCACACGUGCCAGGAGGAGCUGCAGACGCAGGAUCAGUUCUGGAAGCACAUACAGGACGAGCACAACUUCCUGCACGGCGUGGCCAAGCAGGAGCACAGCCGGACCUCCAGCUACUGCCUCACGGAUGUGGAGGCUGCGGCGGCGGCGGCAACGCCCGGUGGUAGCUCCCAGCAGGGCGCCACCGCCGUGAGCGUUCCGCUUGCCCUGUACCACUGCUCCGCCAAGUACUCCGAGGAGGAGCAACGCGAGGUGGAGCUGCACGAGCAGCAGGUUCAGGUGCAGCAGCAAGUGCAGCAGCAGGUGCAACAGCAGCAGCAGCAGCAAGCUCAGCAGGCCCAGCAGCAGGCUCAGCAAGCGCAGCAGCAGCAACAACAGCAGCAGGCCCACCAGCAACACCAACAGCAGGCCCACCAGCAGCUCCAGCAGCAGCGGGAUGUGGCCAAGGAGCUGGCCGAGCUGCAUGCCAAUGCGGUGGCCGCCGCCGCGGCUGCCGCUGCUGUGGUCGCCACUGGAGGCGAGGGAAGCACCCGCAGCAGCAGCGGCAUCGACAUCAAGAUCGAGCCGGCCAGUCUCACACUAACCCCGGAAAUGCAGGCUGCUGCAGCGGCUGCCGGGACCAUUUACCAUCUGCCACAGCUGGUGCCGGCCCCUGUGCCGCCUCCGCCGCCCACGCCGGGAUUCGUGAGUGUCAGCGCCAGCACCAGCACCUCCAACACGGUCAGCACCACGCCGCCCAAUGUGCUCCACCAGCAGCAACAGCAGCAGCAACAACAGCAGCAGCAACAACAACAGCAGCAGCAGCAGCAACUCAACAUGACAGUCGUUCCAUCGACGGCAAUGGCCGCCGCCAUGCUGGCCGCCAGUCAGGAGCAGCUGCCCAAGGACUCCAACAGCACGACGGCCAGCGCCGGGAGCGCUGUGUCCUCGGACGACGGAGAGCGCUGGUAUGUCUGCGACUACGAGACGUGCGGCCUGAAGUUCAAGUACAAGUCGCGGAUGGAGCUGCACCGGGUGGUGCACAGCAAGGAGCGGCGCUUCAACUGCGAACUGUGCAGUGCCUCCUUCAAGCAGUCGUGCAACCUGUCCACGCACCGCAAGAAGAAGCAUGCGCUGAGGGGCAUCAAAAGCGAGAUACUGCCGCAGCGUUUUUAACUUGCCUUAAGGUCCACCCAAUUAUCCUCCCCUCCCCCUCCCCCAUCACUUGUUUAGCUCACUGCAAUGCGAGGCAGCCACUAGGACUAGAUUCUAGACUGCAACUCGGCAAUUUUGACCUAAGUUUAAUGAUUACUUUACAAACACCCCCACAGAACUCGCCUGCUUGCCACACGACUACUAAUAUGGUUUAACCUUUAUUUUAUGAAAGCCUUUAACAAAUGUAUACAUCUGCAAGGAGCCCCAGAAAUCUUUAGGUUUUCCCAGCACUGGAAAAUCCGUAGGUGCCACCGAAUCUCUAUCGUUUCACUCUUGUUAAUGAGCAAAUGUAUAGUUUUAGAUAGUUAUGUGGCACCUUGAUUCGAUUUUCGGUUGGAAUUUGCUUUUAAAAGAGAUUUGUGAGGUUACUUUUUGUACAAAACCUGAUUGUAAAUUGAAAACUUUCCCGCUGAAACACUCUUGUGGCAGGCAAGUGAUC
This is a messenger RNA of Drosophila gunungcola (fruit fly), 1846 nucleotides long. RefSeq names its product AT-rich binding protein. Gene Ontology annotation, molecular function: RNA polymerase II cis-regulatory region sequence-specific DNA binding; DNA-binding transcription factor activity, RNA polymerase II-specific. Bases 124 to 1368 code for a protein of 414 amino acids. NCBI's taxonomy places the organism in Eukaryota, Metazoa, Arthropoda, Insecta, Diptera, Drosophilidae. Gene Ontology annotation, biological process: regulation of transcription by RNA polymerase II. Gene Ontology annotation, cellular component: transcription regulator complex; PcG protein complex. The transcript has 2 exons. The record is from RefSeq and is a predicted model, not a curated record.